AUGAGUCACCUUAAGAUCCAGUCUCUCCGCGCGGUGGUGAAAAUGCUUCUGGAGUCUCCCGGAUUUGAUCGGGUGCUGAAUAAGGUAAGAGCAGGAGGGGAUUUGCUGAGGUUCCCUACCCUGUGUGUGUAAUGUGUUACUGACUUUCCAGGGUCACCUUGAAUAGGGCAGCAAAGUUGUGCAGGGAGUGAACACUCUGGGCCUAUUGGCGCUUGAAAAAACGUAGGUUUACAAUUUUUGAAUGUAAGAGUAUUUAUUUUAUUUGUUGUUGUUACAAAAAAGCAAUAAAAAGUAUUUGGAAAAAAGAAAAAACGUAGGUUUACAGUGUUCCUGAGAGAGAUCCUCAGUAAUACUGCUUUAGUUUGCAAACUACCUUCUCUACCUUCUCUACCUUCUCUACUUAUAUACUGGGGGGCGGGGUUAUGUGGUGGCUUCCCAAUGAUCUUACUUCACUCUGUUCAGAGAAGCUCUGUGACUAUUGGGUGUGUCCUAACUAGAUUGUUUACAUAGAAAUUGCACUGGUUUAAAGGUCACCUGGUCCUAAACAAGGGCGUCUCAAGGGGGGGUGGUCUGCCCCAGGUGUCAUGCCUAGGGGGGCUGACAAAAUCCCCCCUCCCGGGUGGAUUGAUGUGGCGGCGCUUGCACGCCCGGUGGGCAGGCAGAUUUCUGCGAUUGACGCGAUCGUCGUCAUGAAAAUCCGCCCUCUGAUUGCGCAAAUACACCCAAUAAUCAGCCUGACACACACACACACACACCCCGACGGGUGGCGCUUGCAUCCCUGGCAGUUUAAUGCAAUUGGCAGUCGGAUUUUCGCAGGGGUGCCAGUGCCGCCCACCGAUCACAGAAAUCCGACCACCGACUGCGCAAAUACGCCCCGCGGUGCUGACACGGUUUUAUGUGAUCGUUGGUCGGAUUUGCGCAACUCUGGGCCACCUUCCUAAAAUUGCAAUGUGGGGGGGGGGGUGACAAAAAAAAUUUCACACCAGGUACCACCUGACCUUGCUAUGCCUCUGGUCCUAAAUGCCCCAGCUGGUUUCAGCCAAUCAAAUUGCUUAUUGUGGAAAUUAAAAAUAAGCACUAUUUGUAACAUAUGCUUACUGAAACUUGAAAUUUCCUUUUUGAAAAAGGGAAGAAAUAAUUGGAAGAGGUUUGAAAGCACAUUUAAUGCAUAUGACCUCCCCACAGAAUCCUGGGCAAAGUAGUUUAAGGGAGCUGGGAAGCGUAGUGGUAAACUGCAGCUCCCAUGAUUCUUUAGGGCAGGUCAUGUGCUUUAGGUUUCUGGUGUGUAGGAAGAUUGAGCAAGUUCAGUGGGUCCAGAAUGUUGGCUGAUCUUUGGAUUGGGUGAAAAACAGCAGAAAAACAUUGAGGAGGGAAAUAGAAUGGAGUAUGCUUGAAAAGGGCACCACUGAAUGGUUGGUACCCUGAGGGAAAAAACGGCACACUUCAACCUUAUUUUGUUGCUGGUUUCACUUGUUUUCUCCUACUGUUUGCUGUUUUGGAGACCAAAAGGCAACAUACGUGCAUUUUAGAUUUUAAAAAGCAAGCAUUUAAUUUCAGUUUAGUAUCCUGUAGAAAACCUACUGAAGCUUAAUGGAAUGGGACUUUUCUUCUCUCACCCACUCUGCUCCCAGAUGACAGUUCUUUCUGCCAGUCCUGGAAAAGUUGUCUGUGAAAUGAAAGUGGAAGAGGAGCACACAAACCGAGGCGGGAUUCUUCAUGGAGGAUUGACAGCAACUCUGGUAGAUGUUGUGUCAACCGCUGCUUUGUUGCACACCGAAAGAGCAGCACCUGGAGUCAGUGUGGAUAUGAAUAUUACGUACGUAUGACAAAAUCCGAGAUUUAUUUCAGUGCCCGCUUUCGUUUAAUUGGGCCUUGACUCUGCAACUUACGUGGCUUAUAUUACUGUAUUUUUCGCUCCAUAGGGCGCACAUAGUUUUUAGGAGGAGAAAUAAAGAACCCCCCCCCCCAGCCCCAAACAGCAAAGAAGCCAAGACAGCGAGCGGGAUCCAUCCCGCUCGCUGUCUUGGCUUCCUCUUUAGCCGCGUGCAACCUCUCCUGCUGGGAGAGGCUGCGCACGGCUUUGGCAGAAGCCAAGACAGCCAGCGGGAUGGAUCCCGCUCGCUGUCUUGGCUUUGUUUUUAGCCGCGGGGCUAGGGCGGGGGAAGCCUGAGCUUCCCCCGACCCCAGCCUCCAGAACAGGUCCGGGAGCGGCGGCAAGGUUGCGUGCAGCCUUGCUGCCGCUCCCGGAGCUUGUGGGGCUGGGGGCGUGCUCCGAAGGUUUGCGGAUUGCUGCCUGAAGCCCGGGGAGCGCAGCGGGAGUUGGCGCUGCACUCCCCGGGCUGCAGGCUGCUAUCCGCAAGCCUUCGGAGCGCAGCGGGAACUCCUGCUGUGCUCCGAAGGCUUGCGGAUAGCUGCCUGAAGCUUGGUGAGCGAGAGGGGUCGGUGCGCACCGUCCCCUCUCGCUCUCCAGGCUUCAGCGAAAGCCUGCAUUCGCUCCAUAGGACGCACACACAUUUCCCCUUCAUUUUUGGAGGGGAAAAAGUGCGUCCUAUAGAGCAAAAAAUAUGGUAGUUAAAAGUAGAGGGGUGGGUUAUCAGAUAAGUUUUGAACCUCACAGGGUGGUUGUGAGGAUAAAAUGAGGGAAGCAAACCCUAUAUGCUGUCUUGAGCUCCUUGAAGGAGAGAUGAACCAUAAAUGUAAGGAUUCUUUCUCUCUCCCCACCCCCUUUCCAAAUUCAAGCUACAUGUCAGCAGCUAAGAUGGGAGACGAAAUCCAGAUCACUGCGGAGAUUCUGAAGCAAGGAAGAACACUGGCCUUUGCCAAUGUGGACUUAAGAAACAAGGCGACAGGGAAAUUGAUAGCCCAAGGGAGGCAUACCAAAUACCUGGGAUAG
Messenger RNA from Podarcis lilfordi (Lilford's wall lizard), 2893 nucleotides. Lineage: Eukaryota; Metazoa; Chordata; Lepidosauria; Squamata; Lacertidae. The record is from the annotation of a GenBank genome assembly.